This is a messenger RNA of Juglans microcarpa x Juglans regia, 1061 nucleotides long. Its product is annotated as transcription factor MYB54. Gene Ontology annotation, molecular function: DNA-binding transcription factor activity, RNA polymerase II-specific; RNA polymerase II cis-regulatory region sequence-specific DNA binding. Lineage: Eukaryota; Viridiplantae; Streptophyta; Magnoliopsida; Fagales; Juglandaceae. The coding region runs from base 74 to 1036 and encodes 320 amino acids. The record is from RefSeq and is a predicted model, not a curated record. Gene Ontology annotation, cellular component: nucleus. Gene Ontology annotation, biological process: regulation of DNA-templated transcription. The transcript is spliced from 3 exons.
UCUUGUCACUCAGUUUUCAAACUUCUAGCUUUGUUGCGACUCAUCAUGUGAAGAAGUAGUACUACAGAAGAUCAUGCAGGGAGAAUCUAGAAGCAGUAGCAGCAUGAGUGACAUGAGUGGGAGGAGAUCAUGCUAUAGAGGGCACUGGAGGCCAGCCGAAGAUCAGAAACUUCAACAACUUGUUCAACAUUAUGGUCCCCAGAAUUGGAAUUUCAUUGCAGAACAUCUUGUGGGAAGAUCAGGGAAAAGUUGCAGAUUGAGAUGGUACAACCAACUUGAUCCAAACAUCAACAAGAAGCCAUUCACAGAAGAAGAGGAACAAAGGCUUCUUGCAGAUCACCGGAUUUAUGGAAACAAAUGGGCUCUUAUUGCUCGUCGUUUUGAAGGCAGGACUGAUAACGCACUGAAGAAUCACUACCAUGUUAUCAUGGCAAGAAGAAAACGGGAAAGAUUCGCACUACUCCAAGAUCAUCAUCAUGAUCCAAGUCGUAAAUAUAAUUACUCUAAGUCGACGUCAGAGUCGACUCUCAUCAGGUUCCAAAACCAUGAAAAUUUCGGGAGCUCUUCCUCAUCAGCUUUAUUAUUUUCAUCUUUAAGUUUUAUAAGACGACAUGAGCAGUACUCAACCAUCACAACAGCUUCACUACGUUCUGGUGAAUUUGAUGGAGGAAAAAAGUGUGAUUUCGGCUCGAAUAGUAGUACAACUUCAUCAUGGGCUGAUUACAAGCAGGGAUUAUUAAUACAUGGCAUUGAUCCUGAUGUCCCGAGGAAUAUUGAUCAUCAUGUUCUUCGUCAUCCAUUCAAAUUCUCAAAUUUUGGCGAGGAUUGUGGGAAGGAAUAUAUGAUGAAGUUGGCCGUGAGGCUCAAUAAUAAUAACUCAGCCGCUACAUUACAGAACUUGAAAAUGGCUUCUCAUUAUCAUGAGCAAGAACAAGCUGGUGGAGAUCAUCAUCAUGGAUCACUCGCUCACGACAAGGGCGCUCAUGUGACUCAUGUCCCCUUCAUAGACUUUCUUGGUGUCGGAAUCUCUAAUUAGUUACGCAAGGGAUCGAUCGAGCUCA